This is a messenger RNA of Zootermopsis nevadensis, 7024 nucleotides long. RefSeq names its product laminin subunit beta-1 (gene LanB1). Gene Ontology annotation, cellular component: laminin trimer. The record is from RefSeq and is a predicted model, not a curated record. Gene Ontology annotation, biological process: cell migration; animal organ morphogenesis; tissue development. NCBI's taxonomy places the organism in Eukaryota, Metazoa, Arthropoda, Insecta, Blattodea, Termopsidae.
GCUGCAAGUGGGGAGUGAGUGUGAUGCUGUUAACAGCACUGAAGAUACCAUAACUCCAACUUUCAGUCCUCAUGCGAGUUUGACGGAAGUGGCAAGUGCGUGUGUUGUGGAGUUGUUAAGAAGAGUUGACUUGGUUUAAUCCGCGGGUCUUAUGGAUCGAAUCCAGUUCCCCUGUUGACGCCGACUGAACAGAAAGGAAGUCGUCGACUGCCGCUCCGGUGACGAGAAGCCGAUUUGCUGGAAGUACCCCCAGUCAUGGUACCAGAGCCCAGGAAGCUGCUCGCCUUCCUUAUCUUCGUAUCGUGGGCGGAGUACACAAGUGCGCAACGUGACCGAAGUCGGGUAACACCCAUAAGAGCCAGAGAUGAGGGAAGGCAUGGUGUAGUGCAUUGGUCUGGUACUGCAAGCGAUGGGGCUCGUAAUCAGGUCAUGUUUCCACAGAGGUCAGGUCACCAGAAAAGGACUCCAGUUGUCAGAGGUGACAUGGAGCCAGAAAUCAGUGAAAGUGACAUACAUCCAUUGAGUCAAGCUGCGUAUUGGCACAAGCACCCCGGCUUGAUUCACGGAGGUGGACACACACCUCAGCGACCGCACCCAUGUGAGCAGAGCUCGUGUUAUCCAGCAACAGGGAAUCUGCUCAUUGGUCGAGAGCCUCGUCUAUCUGCUUCUUCAACAUGUGGUUUAUAUGCACAGGAACGAUACUGUAUUGUAUCCCAUUUAGAAGACCACAAGAAGUGUUUCUGGUGUGAUUCUCGGCCGCAGAAUUCAAACAAUCCACGACUCAGCCACCGUGUAGAAAACAUUGUAUAUCGUUUUGCCCCAGGGAUUCGACAACGAUCCUGGUGGCAGUCUCAGAAUGGAGUAGAAAAUGUUACCAUUCAGUUAGAUCUAGAGGCUGAAUUUCACUUCACACACUUGAUAAUCACCUUCAAAACAUUUAGACCUGCUGCUAUGUUAAUAGAAAGAUCUUACGAUUUUGGGUCAACAUGGCAGGUUUACAGAUACUUUGCUUACAAUUGUGAUGAAUCUUACCCUAAUGUACCAAAACAUAACCCCAGAACACUAACAGAUGUUGUCUGUGAGUCAAGGUAUUCAAAUGUGGCGCCCUCAACUGAUGGUGAGAUUAUCUUCCGAGUGUUGCCACCGAACCUACCCAUUGAUGACCCAUAUUCACAGGAAGUGCAGAAUCUGUUGAAGAUGACAAAUCUCCGUAUUAACUUCACAAAAUUACAUACUCUGGGCGAUGAUUUGCUAGACAACAGGGAAGAAAUUCAGGAGAAAUACUACUACGCAAUCAAUGACAUGAUAGUACGAGGUUCAUGUUCAUGCUAUGGGCAUGCUUCUCGCUGCUUGCCACUUCCUGGUGUUGAACCACGAACGGACAUGGUUCAUGGACGUUGCGAGUGCACGCACAAUACGAAGGGCCUUAACUGUGAACACUGUGAGGACUUCUACAAUGACCUGCCAUGGAAACCAGCUAUUGGAAAACAGACAAAUGCUUGUAAAAGAUGCAACUGUAACAGCCACGCUACAAGCUGCCACUUUGAUGCAGCAGUGUAUGAGCUGACAGGCCAAGUGAGUGGAGGCGUGUGUGAUGGUUGCCUCCAUGACACAAUGGGCAGGAACUGUGAACAGUGCAAACCAUUCUAUUAUGAAGACCCUAACAGAGAAAUAACAGACCCAGAAGUUUGUCAACCGUGUGACUGUGACCCUCGUGGUUCGCUGGAUGAUGGAACGUGUGACUCGCGCACAGAUUUGGCAAAUAGUUUGGAGUCUGGUCGUUGUCAUUGCAAAGCAAAUGUUGAUGGUCGUCGCUGUGACAGGUGCAAAAAUGGGUACUGGAACUUUGAUGGACAGAAUCCUGAAGGUUGUGAAUCUUGCACUUGCAACACGUUGGGCACUAUUGGCAACCAGGGUUGCAAUGUGUACACGGGGGAGUGCACAUGUAAGCGUUACGUGACCGGACGUGAUUGUAACCAGUGCUUGCCAGAACACUGGGGUCUCUCAGAUGACCGUGAUGGCUGUAAGGCUUGCGACUGUGAUCCGGGCGGCGCCUUUGAUAAUAACUGCGAUGUCAUCACAGGCCAAUGCAGGUGUCGUCUGCAUGUAACAGGGAGAAUGUGUGAUCAGCCAGAACAGAGCUACUUCACUGGCUUACUGGAUUAUCUUGUAUAUGAGGCUGAACUUGCCAACUGUAGUGAGAACUGCAGCAUCACGGACAUGUUAAAUCUUCGUCAAAGUAACUGCCAAGUUGUAAUUCGUGAGCCAUUCCGUGAUGGAAGAGAAAACACAUGGACAGGCACUGGAUUUAUGAGAACGUUUGAGGACUCAGCCUUGGAAUUCAUCGUAGACAACAUCAAAACCAGUAUGGAGUAUGACAUUGUGAUAAGAUAUGAACCUCAAGCACCCGCGAACUGGGAAGAUGUCCGUGUUAUUGUGGAAAGGCCAGGUCCAGUUGAUCGGAACGGUCCUUGUGCCAAUUCCUUACCCCAGGAUGACAUAAAACAAGACUCACUGCCUGCAGGAGCCCGCAGUGUUGCAGUUUUUCCUCCAGUGUGCCUUGAAGCUGGGCAGCAGUACAAAAUUAGGUUGGAAUUUAAGCGAUAUGACAGUCAAGUGGAAACACCAACAGCUUCUGUGCUUGUUGACUCUAUUGCACUUGUACCAAGAAUUGAGAGUGUACCAUUCUUCAGAGACUCUACACCAAAUGAAAUCAGACGUCAAGAAUACGAACGUUAUCGAUGUGGUCAAGCUUUCUAUUCUGUAGUAAAGGGAAAUAUACCAGAUGUGUGCAAACAGUACCAUUACAGCAUAGGGUUUUAUGUCCAUGGAGGAGCAUUUUAUUGUCAGUGUGACCCCACAGGUUCUGUCAGUGCACUCUGCACUUCUUUGGGAGGAGUGUGUCAGUGUAAACCAAAUGUCGUAGGGAGACGGUGCGAUCGUUGUGCACCAGGAACCUUCGGUUUUGGUCCUGAAGGAUGCAGAGCUUGUGACUGCAAUUCUAUUGGUGCUCUGGACAACUUCUGUGAUGCGCAGACAGGACAGUGCAAGUGCCGAGCAAAUACAUAUGGUCGUGAAUGUGAUCAGUGUCAGCCUGGUUUCUGGAAUUUCCCGAAUUGUCAACGCUGCGAGUGCAAUGGCCACGCGGAUGUAUGCGACUCUCGUACAGGGGCUUGCAGCAAUUGCAGAGAUUCAACGCUUGGUCACCAUUGUGAUAGAUGUAUCGAAGGCUAUUACGGGGAUCCGCGCAUAGGAGUGGACAUACCCUGCCGCCCUUGUCCAUGCCCAGAAACUGUCGAAUCUGGUCACUCAUAUGCAACUCGCUGUGCACUUGAUGCUCGCACACAGGAUGUAGUGUGUGAAUGUAGUGUUGGUUAUGCUGGACCCCGGUGUGACGUGUGUGCCGACAACUACUUUGGUAAUCCGGAGAGACCUGGUGGAUCUUGUCGUUCCUGCAAUUGCAGUAACAAUAUUGACGUCUCUCGCCCUGGUAACUGUGACAUUCGAACUGGUGAAUGUCUCCAGUGCCUCUUCAACACGGAGGGCUUUAACUGUCAGAUAUGCAAAGCUGGAUAUUAUGGAGAUGCUGUAAAUCAGGAAUGCAAGGAGUGCACGUGCAACUUGUUGGGGACGGAUGCAGAAGCAGGUCCGUGUGAUCGCAACACAGGGCAGUGCUCUUGUAGGCCAAAUGUGAUUGGCUUGAACUGCGACCAGUGCAAAGAGAACCAUUGGAAAAUUGCAAGUGGAAUGGGCUGUGAGGCCUGCGAUUGUGAUCCAGUUGGGUCUGGUGCUGAACAGUGUAAUCAAUUUGAUGGGCAAUGUGAGUGUAAGCAGGGAUUUGGAGGGCGUCGGUGCAAUCAGUGUCAAGAUUACUUUUGGGGAAAUCCAACUGAAAAAUGCCAUGCUUGCGACUGCAACCCUGAUGGAUCUGCCACAUUGCAAUGUAAUCAGAACAAUGGUAGUUGUAAUUGUAUGGUGGGAAUUGGAGGGGAGAAGUGUGAUCAAUGUGCUCGAGGCUACAUUGGGACUGCGCCCCAUUGCAGACCUUGUGGGGAAUGCUUUGAUAACUGGGACAGAAUACUGAAUGAUCUCCAUGAUCAGACUGAAAGAGUUAUUCACGCAGCAUCUGAGAUUAAACAGACUGGAGCAUCUGGUGCCUAUAGACGAGAAUUUGAAAAGAUGGAGAAACAGCUCAAUGAGGUGACACAGUUAUUGGAGAACACAACAGUUAGCUCACAUGACCUUGAAAGACUAGAAAACCUGGUGGAAAAAUUUAGGGCUAAUGUGAACAAGUCUUCUGAAAAGCUGGAUGAAGUUGAAAAUCUUCUUGAUAACACUGCAUCACGCAUAUAUGAAGCAAACUUGAAAUUGACAGAUCUCAGAAGUGCUGCUAGUAAAUUGAAGUUUACUGCCUUGGGCUUGAAAGAAAAUGCUACCAAACUUCAGGAAGCAAAUGUUGAAGGUGCAUUAAAUCUGACUCGUGAAGCCGAGAAACGGUCCCAGAAAGCUCAAGAAGCAGCAGAUGCAACAGAAAGAGAUGUAGCUGACUCUGAGCGACAGUGUAAGAGAACAGAAACCAUAGUGAACCGCACGGCUACACAGUUCUACAACAGUCAGGAAGAAAAUGAGGAGGCAGUUGACACACUCACAGAAAAACUCAAGGAACUAGAAACACAGAUUCCAGAUCUGAAUGAGUUGGUGUGUGACAAACGAGGAGACCCUUGCGAUCCAUUGUGUGGAGGAGCAGGAUGUGGAGUUUGUGGCGGGUUGUCAUGUGAACAUGGGGCUGUUACUAAAGCUGACAGAGCCCUUGGUGUUGCCAAGGAUGCUGAGAAAGCCAUUCAGGACAAGGAGAAUGAUGCAGAAGAACUGCUCAGAGGGAUAUCCCAAGCAAAGGAGGAGACAGUUACUGCUAGAAAUCUGGCUAAGCAAGCUUAUGACACAGCUCUGCUGGCUAGUAAUCAGUCAGAGAACAUGAUACUGGAAAGGACUGAUCUCACUGAUAAGCUGGAUGAAUUCCACAAUAUGGCUGGUGCCACCCCAGCUGAAAUUAGGAACCUUGCAUUAGAAACUCUUAACAAGGAUAUAUAUCUGCGCCCUGAACAAAUCACCAAUCUGACAAGCAGUAUUAAUGAUACAAUAUCAUCACUGAAAGAUAUUGACACAAUUCUGGCAGCCACUAGUGAUGACUUGGAUUUAGCAAACUCCUUAAAGAGGCAAGCAGAUAAAGCCAAAGUGGAUGCAGAAGGAAUCCUCGAUACAGCUCAGAGAGUUGUGUCAGCCUUGGACGAGGCACAAGAAGCUCAAAUGAAGGCAGAGGAAGCAAUUCAGAAAGCUCGUGAUGAUAUUUCUGCAGCAGAAAAAGAUUUGGCUCAGAUUGACAGUGAAACAGAUUAUGCUCAACAGAAAGCAAAUGAGACUGUGAAGGGAGUGAUCGUGCUUGAGGGCCGUCUCAAGGAGCUUCAGACAAGAUUCCUGAAGAAUAGUCGUGAUUCCAAAGAAGUUACUGAAGAAUCUGAGAAAGUUAAUAAAGAAGCGAAACAAGCAAAUGAUAAGACUGGUGAUCUGGAAAGCAAGCACCAGGCAGCGGCUGGGAAGCUAGAGCAGAAGGUUGAAGAAUCGGAGCGAGAUCAAACGAAGGCGUCAGACCUUCUGGAGAGAGCAAGUAAAUUGUUUCACAGCACCGCAGCCAAGCACAAAGAGCUCUUAAGUAUGAAAAGUGACUACGAGAGCAAUCAAGAUAUCCUGAAUGACUUAUUAAACACAAUAGAUGAUUUGAAUAGAAGAAUAGCGACUGCUCACAAAAACAUUAAUUCAAGAUCGGAGUACUAUCGCACAUGUGUAUCUUAAGUGCUGUGAAGUGCUGGAAGAGUGAUACAUAUUCUUCACAUCAGUCCAUGUUUUGUGUGCCAAAACUGUAUAUUGUAAUCCAUUAUAUGUAGGACAGUUUCACAAUUUUAUACCACUUUCUAAGUUAUAGAGUGUUCUGACUGCCAUGUUAUUUCUCAUUUUGCUAUUAUGAGAGUGUUAUGAGUGAACAUAGCCUUAGUUUUUAUACAUUCCACCCCAUCCCACAACUACUCCUGUAUUUUCCAUUGAGUAAUAUAGUCAAUAUUCUAAACUUGGUAUGAUUAAUUACAGUAGUAUGCACAUUUUCUCUUUUUGAAAACUACCUCCAGCAAACCUUUUUCCCUAAUUCAAGAUGUUUCACUUGCACAAAGUAAAUUAGUAAGAGCCCUGUGCCAUAAUGUAUUUGAUAGUGUAUAAUGAAUGUUCUCUACAAUGUAUAUGUCAGACUAUUCUUACAUUUCUUCAACAACAUUUCUGUACUUUUUUUAUACUGAAAUAGAUAAUAUUAGUAUUUGAUAUUAUUCACAAUUGUUGAAAACCUACCUAUUUAUUGUACUUUAUUAAUUUGAGGACUUUUUUUUUAAUUUUUUCUAAAUUGUAAGAAAAAAAUUUGUACUUGUAUCAGCAGAUUGUUUAUUGGACAGACUUUUUAUCUGGAGAUAUGUAAUGUCAGCAUGUAAGAUUUGAGGUUUUCACAGCGGUGAGUAUGAAGAUUUCAGUCUUCUGGGUUGUUGCGCUGUGUAGUCUGGUCGAUGUUAACCAACGUUUCAGAGGUCAUACUGCCUCUGUCAUCAGGGCGAUGAAUAUGACCUCUGAAACGUUGGUUAACAUUGACCAGACUUCACAGUGCAACAACCCAUAAGACAGAAAUCUGUGAUGUUGGCAUGUCUGGCAAAGAUAUGAUGGUAAGACUGUGGGUUUUCAUAUAUCUUGUAAAGUUUCAAUUCAGUAUUUAGUGCUAAUUUCCCCGAGUUCAUUGUUAAAGUGAGAGGGUUGUGCAACUAUUACAUAGUGAAGGACAUUUUGUAUUCUGAGGUGUAACUUCUCUGUGUUGUAUUGUGUUGUGAACAGCCCUCAUACAUUGUACUUAUUUGCAUAUGAGUGUCUUGUGCAGCUUGUGGGGUGAUCUAGACCCUAGAUAUAACCAAUACAAAUAAAUGCAAUUAAGAAGACA